AUGGCCGCGACGCUCGCGCAGAGCGCGGCAUACAAGACGAAACGCGCCAACGAUAUGGUCGCGCAGCUGCACCUCGACGACCCCGACGCGCGUGUCCCGCCCGCGCUGUCGAGUGCGGAUGAGGCCGAAAUGGCGAAUAGUCGUAUGGAGGCCGUCGGCGCGCAUGCCGGCGCGUGCCUCGUCGAGCGCCUUGCGACCGAUCGGCCACGCACCAAGGACACGCUCGAGCGCGUAAAAUUCGUGUGCAAGGAGCUAUGGACGACGGUAUGGGACAAGCAGAUCGACAAUCUGCGCACGAAUCACCGCGGCGUCUUUGUCCUCCAGGACAACCACUUUCGGCCGCUACUGGGCGUGCGCGACGCGCCGGUCUAUGUUGCGCAGCAGCUCGCGUACGCCACCGGCAUUAUCCAGGGCGCGUUGCGCCGCCUGGGCGUCGCGGCGAGCGUGCACGCCGACGCAUCCGCCAUGCCACAGUGUGCUUUUCACGUGCGUGUCGCUACGUAG
This is a messenger RNA of Malassezia japonica, 504 nucleotides long. RefSeq lists its product as uncharacterized. The record is from RefSeq and is a predicted model, not a curated record. Lineage: Eukaryota; Fungi; Basidiomycota; Malasseziomycetes; Malasseziales; Malasseziaceae. Gene Ontology annotation, cellular component: trans-Golgi network; TRAPP complex; cis-Golgi network. The coding region runs from base 1 to 504 and encodes 167 amino acids. The transcript has 3 exons. Gene Ontology annotation, biological process: regulation of GTPase activity; endoplasmic reticulum to Golgi vesicle-mediated transport.